AUGUUUUGGCGAAAGAGAGAUGACAAAAUUGUAUCGCUGCUAUUGGAUGGAUGGUUUCGAGAGUCAUCCCCGCUGUCCAAAAAGAAGAGUAUCAUGGUAGGCUCGCCGGGUAUUGGCAAGUCGACGCUGUUGUGCGUGAUGGCUUUCCAUCUCGUUUUCAAGCACAAAAAGAAUGUGCUGGUAUACCGACGAUUGAGUAAAUAUGAUUACGAGAACUGUCUUUUUUAUUUGGGUUACGAAGAUAGCAAGGUCGUGCAGUUUGUAGUGCAGAGGUGCAAAGACCAGAAUGCAAUCAACAUAUAUGAAGAGCUCAUCCGCCAACAGGGCAUAUCGAACGUAUGGCUGUUGUUGGAUGGAUUUCAUUACCAAGAUAUUCCGGCUGGUGUGCGAACGUUUAAGAUGCUGGCAACGUCGCAGCAAGUGGAUCUGAAGUCUGGAGAGCGAACUGAUGCGUACUGCUGUCUGUUUCCUUGCUGGUCACGAAAGGAUCUCUUUUCGGUGGGAAAACUUAUUUAUAAGUUUCACCGUAAAGGCAUGAUUAAGCGUUUCUACUAUUCUGGCGGAAGUGUGCGCGAGUUUACACUGUCUACAUGCACUGACAUAAUCGAUGCAAUUAACAAUGCGAUCAGCAGUGUAAACGAUGUUUCGAACUUGCUUAACAACAAGUCUAGUAUUUUGACGGGGGGAUUGCAAGUUGAUCGCUUGCGCCAUACUUUCGUGAAAAACCGACGUGCUAUAUCUCCGCUUUACUCGAAGGAGUGGUGGAAACCGUUUAUCUACAGGUCGUGUUGGGAACAAGUUAUCGACUCGGAAUAUGCUGCGCGUUGUCUCUCAUUGAGACUCCGAUCGGAUGCACUAUUUCGAAUAUAUGCGUGGGCGAAAAACACUGGAAACAAUUCACUUACUGGAGCCGUUUUUGAGAUUCUUCUACAUCGCCUGGCUGCCGACAACCAAUUGGAUCUCUAUAUUUUCGAAUAUGUUUCACCAAAUGAAAGUAAACCACCCGCGGAAGAACAAAUCGCACCGCGUCAUCAUAAAGCGGGGCAGGUGCGUUUGAAAAAAAAAGUGCGACCUGCUCUGGAACGGCAAGCAAUUAUCAUCGUGAAGCUUAAGUCUACAUCCAACAAGAAGGGCAAUGUAGCGUAUCUUCAAUUUACUGUUGCGGGUCAGCAUAGCAUUGACAGCAACCAGCUGAAAGAGAUGAACAAGAUUUUUUACCCAGACGAUGUGAAGAAUGCUGAUGAUACCGAGCCACCAAUUUACAUCGCAGUUUGUCCAGAUCGUAAAUCUUGCAAAGCGCUUCGCCUGGAUACGAAAGCCGAAGUCUUAGCAGCGAGAAAAGUUUGUCAAGUAUUUGUGGGCUACUACGUCGAGAAUAAACGUGGUAUUGCCGCUGAUGACCAGAUGAACGAUUUGCUUCUCCAAAUCCUGCCGCCUAAUUCAUCGCACCAUUAUGUUGAUGAUUUCGGUCUUUCAGCAUAUAAACAAAAAAAGCGACAGCGCCCGAAGUGGUAG
Molecule: messenger RNA, 1515 nt
Organism: Peronospora farinosa
Lineage: Eukaryota; Oomycota; Peronosporomycetes; Peronosporales; Peronosporaceae
Source: the annotation of a GenBank genome assembly